GUGUGUGUGCGCGCGUGUGUGUUUUGCCGUCCGUUCAGGCUGCAGACACACAGGGAGGGACUUCUCAGGAAACAGAAACUUUGAGUGACGGAUCUGGUUUCCCAGCCCCCACACCUCCACCCCCCUCCAUCACCUCACUCUGUGCGUUUUCUACCUCUGACACGACAACAACGCUUCCCCGGCUGCUGCCAGCUUCAACCCUAUGGGGGGAAGAUGGGGCUGUGGACGCUGCUUCUCCUGUUCCUACACCUGGCAACAGACUGCGUUUCCCUCUCAGCGCCGGCCAACGUUUCCAUCACCUCCUACAACAUGGUGCACAUCCUGAGGUUCUGGCCGGACCCGCAGACACCCCCAGACGCCCGCUUCACGGUCCAGAUCCACAGCACCAGGAAGCAGCGAUGGAAAACGGUGGCUGAGUGCGCCGAGCUGACGGCCGGACAGACAUGCAAUCUAACCAGCAAACUAAAGGACACGUUUGGCUACCACAUGGCCCGAGUCCAAGCCUUCAGGACCAACCAGACCUCCAGCUGGACCACAUCAAAUCUGUUCCACCCUCUGGCAGACACCGUUCUGGGGCCUCCGGAGUUUUCCCUAUCCGGCUGUGGGAACUGUUUGGUCCUGCAGAUCCGAGACGCCCCUGGGACUCUGUCCUAUCACAACGCGGAGCUGAAGGACCUGCAGAAGGAGAUGGAACUGAACGUGAGGAGAACCAGGGACGGUGCCGAGUUCACACUGAAGCAAACCUACCAGCAGGAGACCGUGAUCCAGUACCUGCAGCCAGGUGUGGAGUACUGCGUCUCCGUCUCCUUCAAGUCCCUCAUAAACCGGAACAGCGUCCCCAGCGAACGCCGCUGCGCCUUCACCAGUCCUCCUCCACCCCAGCACACAUUGUUCCUGGUCCUUGGCCUGUUGGGGGGAUUUACUCUUGUGGUGGUCAUCGUUGUGGGCCGGUUCAUCUUCAGCAGAAAGGUGAGCUUGGAAUUACUGAGACGACACCUUAACAGGUUAAAAAUCAGCAUCUGUCCUGCAUGAAGUUCAAAUCGCAGCCCUACACCUGCCUGACGUCGUCUCUGACAGAGGAGGACAGUUUCUAAAGCAUCCUGAAGAAACUGGAGUUCAGUUUCUUUGAGUUCCUCUACUGGAGGGAACUUUUCUUUUAUCCCUCUCCAGGCAGGUGUUGCAGAUUUGCAACAACUUAAACAGUCUUUUGAAGUAAUUUGAGCCUGAGAGGGUUUACUUUUAUAAGCGAGUUGUACUCAGGACAUCUUACCUCCUCAACUGCCAGAGGACAUUUUUAUACAGUUGCUGUAAAAUAAUCACUGUUAAUCAGCACAAAGGGUUUAAUUUAUCUUUUCUCACUGAGGUUUAUUUUAAUUUGCUUUAGUUAAAAUAUGUUUGUUUUUUUUCUUGAAGAAAUUUCUGCCAGUGUGUUUUAACCCUUCAGGAAAAGAAUGUAUGUUUAGUGUGUAAAAAUAUAUUUCUUAUUAUUUUGUUGGAAAAUAAAAAAUGAUUUAUGGUUUUGGAAAAGAUACCUGCACUUUUUUAAACCUGUGUUUUGGAUUUCUGAGACAAAUGACACGUCUGUAAAAGAAUCUGCACAAACACAAACUGCUUUUGGAGUUUAUCAACAAGAAACGGCUACUGAGGUAAGAAAUCAAACAAUUGGAUCAAUAAUCCAAUGAUAUUUAAACUCUGGUGAAAAAUCUGAGCAGAUUCCUAUGAAACUGGGAUUUGAGAAUAGCCAAACUUUUUGUCACAGAAAAAUAUCUUAUUUGUUCUUUAUGGAAAUUCUUCUCGAUGUCUGUGCAGGAGCAAAUU
Messenger RNA from Poeciliopsis prolifica (blackstripe livebearer), 1818 nucleotides. RefSeq names its product interferon alpha/beta receptor 2-like. Lineage: Eukaryota; Metazoa; Chordata; Actinopteri; Cyprinodontiformes; Poeciliidae. The transcript is spliced from 7 exons. Gene Ontology annotation, molecular function: protein binding. Bases 214 to 1032 code for a protein of 272 amino acids. The record is from RefSeq and is a predicted model, not a curated record.